CUACCCAGAGUUUGUAAUUGUUUUAGUUUUUCAAUGUCUCAGAGUAUGGGUUCCAUUUCUUGGCUCUGCCCAUCAAUCAGGCCUCAUAGUUUACAAGUAGUAGCUCGCCAUUAUUUCUUGAAAUUCCCUUCUAAUUCUUUUUUGCUUUCUUUCUCUAGAAAUAGAAACAAUAAUCCACUUGCCCAUAAACUAACAUUACCAUUAUCAUCAUCCUUAUCUCAUUCUAUGGCUAACCCAUUUCAAGUCUCUGCUUCUUCUACAAUGGGUGCAGCCGAUGAGGAAUUGGAUACUAAGUCUUCCAGUAUUGUUGGAGAACAUGAUCUUUUGAUUGUUGGUCCUGGUGUUCUUGGUCGUUUGGUAGCUGAAAAAUGGCGCCAGGAACAUCCAAGUUGUCAAGUUUAUGGGCAAACUAUGACUACAGAUCACCACGACGAGUUGGUUAAAAUGGGGAUUAAUCCAUCUUUGAAGGAAACCAAACCAGCUCAUCAGUUUCCUUAUGUUAUUUUUUGUGCUCCUCCCUCCCGAACAUCUGAUUAUCCUGGCGAUGUCAGGGAAGCUACUUUGAGCUGGAAUGGUGAGGGUUGUUUCUUAUUUACAUCAAGCUCUGCACCAUAUGAUUGCAAUGACAAUGGACAAUGUGAUGAGGAUACUCCAGUAGUUCCAAUUGGGAGAAGCCCCAGGACGGAUGUGCUACUAAAAGCAGAAAAAGUAGUUGUAGAGAGUGGCGGUUCUGUUCUUAGAUUGGCAGGGCUCUAUAAAGCAGAUAGAGGUGCACAUACGUACUGGUUGGAGAAGGGCAUAGUUGAUAUUCGUCCAGAUCACGUCUUGAAUCUUAUACACUACGAGGAUGCAGCUUCACUCUCUGUUGCAAUCUUAAAGAAGAAUUUCCAUGGCCGUAUAUUCUUAGGUUGUGACAACCAUCCCGUAUCUAGGCAAGAAGUUAUGGAUUUGGUUGCUAAAAGUGGGAAAUUCAGUAAAAAGUUUGAGGCCUUUACAGGAACCAAUGAUCCAUUGGGCAAAAGAUUGAACAACUCGAAAACUAGAGCAGAUGUAGGAUGGGAGCCGAAAUACCCUAGCUUUGCUCAUUUUCUUGGAGUAUCGGACUAACUCGCACUAUUGAACUCUUUUGUAUGCCUUCAUCUACAUAGUGAAAUACUAAAUUUUAUCGGUCCUAAUUCCUAUACUUAAAAAUUAUCUUCAGUUUCA
Molecule: messenger RNA, 1206 nt
Organism: Mercurialis annua (annual mercury)
Lineage: Eukaryota; Viridiplantae; Streptophyta; Magnoliopsida; Malpighiales; Euphorbiaceae
Exons: 9
Coding region: 34-1107 (357 amino acids)
Source: RefSeq, a predicted model, not a curated record